AUGAGGGUGCUCUCUCUUGCCUGCCUGCUCAGCACACUCUGUGGAAUACAUGAGGCUGUAGUUCCUCAGAAUGACAAGAGAAGAAAUGAUAGGCCAAUCAUUGGUAUAUUGGCACAAGAGUUAAAAUAUCCUGAGCUGAAGCGUAAUUCCUACAUUGCUGCAUCUUAUGUCAAAACUCUGGAGGCUGCAGGAGCACGUGUCGUGCCUGUGAUGAUUAAUCGACCUGAGGAAGAAUACAGUCAGUUGUUCCACUCUAUUAAUGGUAUUCUUUUCCCGGGCGGAGCUGCAAACCUUCUGACAUCAGGAUAUGCUAAAGCAGCUCACAUCUUCUAUAAACUUGCUUUGGAGGCUAACUCCCGGGGUGAUUACUUUCCAGUGUGGGGUACUUGUCUGGGAUUUGAACAGCUGUUGGUCAUUACCAGUGGAGAAAAACUGCUUUGUCGGACUAACACCAGAGGAGUGUCCCUGCCACUGGAUUUUAAACAGGAUGCCACUCAAAGCAGACUCUUUAAAGAUUUCCCACCAGAAGUGAUGACAGCUCUGGCAACUGAAAACAUCACAGUGAAUUUUCAUAAGUGGAGCAUCUCCAUGGAGAAUUUCACAAAGAGCGAAGAGCUGAGAAACUUCUACAAAAUCUUAAGCACCAAUACAGAUGGGAACAUAGAGUUCAUUUCAACAAUGGAGGCAUACCAUUUUCCUGUGUAUGGAACCCAGUGGCAUCCGGAGAAAAAUGCCUUCGAGUGGAGUAGGAAAUACUACCCUCACACACAAUCUGCAAUCAAAACCACUUUCUACAUGGCAGACUUCUUUGUCAAUGAGGCGAAGAAGAACUCCCAUUCCUUUGCCAAUGAAGAGGAGGCAGUGAAACAUCUGAUCUACAACCACAAUCCAGUAUUCUCUGGUGCCUCUGGCUCCUCUUUCCAGCAAAUGUAUUACUUUGAGUAAACCACAGUAAAUGUAUAAUUAAAUUUUUAUUA
Molecule: messenger RNA, 977 nt
Organism: Alosa alosa (allis shad)
Lineage: Eukaryota; Metazoa; Chordata; Actinopteri; Clupeiformes; Clupeidae
Product: gamma-glutamyl hydrolase-like
Exons: 9
Coding region: 1-945 (314 amino acids)
Biological process (GO): tetrahydrofolylpolyglutamate metabolic process
Cellular component (GO): vacuole
Molecular function (GO): gamma-glutamyl-peptidase activity
Source: RefSeq, a predicted model, not a curated record